AUGGCACCCAGAGCCGUCCAUUCCAUAAGGCACGCAGAAGGGUACCACAACUCCGAGGAGAACGAGAAUAUUCCCGACCCGGACCUGACCCCUCAAGGCCGCUCGCAAUGCGCCCACCUCUCGACCAUAUUCCCCUUCUUCGACCGCGUCGACCUAGUCUGUGCCAGCCCGAUCCGGCGCGCCGUCCAGACGGCCCUCGUCGGCAUGGAGCCCUACCUGCAGUCCGGAGGCCGCCGACAAGCCGGCCACCACGCCCAGCGACAUCGGGCGCCCACCGAGGAGUACGGCAGCGUCGUCGAUUUCCAGAGGUGCCAGGACACGUACGUCGACUACGACUCCAAGGAGGGGAGAUGGGCACCCGACGGCAAUGCGCUGGAGAAGCGCGCGCUGGAGCUCCGGAGAUUCUUGCGGGACCGUGACGAGCAGGAGGUCGUGGUCGUGUCGCAUGGUGAUUUUUUGCACUUUGUGACGGGCGAUCUGAACGAGGACGGGAGUCAGGCGAAAGGGUGGUGGAAGAAUGCCGAGUUUCGGAGCUAUCGAUUCUAUCCGGUUGAACACGAAGAUGCGCUUCUGCAGGAGACAGAUGAGAGUGUGAAGAUGCGUAAUGCAAGCGGGCCGGGAGAGACGAAGGGAUCAGGGACGAAUGGCUCACCGUGA
This is a messenger RNA of Anthostomella pinea, 657 nucleotides long. NCBI's taxonomy places the organism in Eukaryota, Fungi, Ascomycota, Sordariomycetes, Xylariales, Xylariaceae. The record is from the annotation of a GenBank genome assembly.